CUUUGUAGUUGGGAAGGUGGUAGUACAGUUGAGUGACUGUCAAUAAAAAUAUUCUGAAAUUCUCUGUGAGUAGGUGUUUUCCAAAUAAAGGAAGGCGGUGUUUAAUGCAGAAAGCAGACGUGUACCCUGAGGGGUGAUGGGAUGCCGGUGUGAACAAGAAGGUGGGGUCCGGGUCCGGGUCCGCCCUGUGGGGCGGGGAGUUCGCCCACCGGCCGGGAUGGAUGGCAGGGCUUUAAAACCAUCUCUCGGCGGCGGCGGGCCGCUCACUGUAGGACGGUGAGGCAUGGAGCUGAGGUGUCAGGUGGCUUUCGGCUUCGUGCUCCUGGCCGCGUUGUGUGCGGCACAGCCGGUGAAGUUUAAAGACUGCGGAUCUACAUCCGGAAAAAUUUUAAUAGUGGAUAUCACACCUUGCCCCUCGCUGCCGUGUAUACUCCGCAAAGGACAAUCUUAUGCUGUGAACGUGACUUUUGCUAGCAAAACAUCGAGUCAAAAAACUGUGGCUGCGGUUUAUGGCAUUAUGAAUGGCAUUGCAAUCCCAUUUAAUAUUCCUAAUGCUGAUGGUUGUCAAUCUGGGAUUCAGUGUCCCAUUCAGAAUAAUCAGAACUACCACUACCUCAACUACUUACCAAUAAAAAAGGAAUACCCAUCAAUUAAAUUGAUGGUUGAAUGGGAGCUGAAGGAUGAGCUUGAUCGAGACCUCUUUUGCUGCAGGAUCCCUGUACAGAUUUCCAAUUAAAUUAGGUUCUGUAUUCCUUACUGCUACAACAGUAUCCAUGUCCUUUUAUCCAUGUAACCAAGAAGUUUCUAUCACCUAUUUAUUUAAGGACUAAGCCAAAUUAAUGCAAAUAACAUUUACUUAAAUUUGUAAGUUUUGAACAUGCAUUUCUAAACAAUGAUUUGUCCCACUAUUGCCUUUUGUAAACAAUUGAAUGGAUCAAUAAAUGAGGACGUUCUACAAGUCUGUGGUGGCCAGUGCGAUCAUGUUUGCUGUUGUGUGCUGGGGCAGCAGGCUGAGGGUAGCAGACACCACCAGAAUCAACAAACUCAUUUGUAAGGCCAGUGAUGUUGUGGGGAUGGAACUGGACUCUCUGACGAUGGUGUCUGAAAAGAGGAUGCUGUCCAAGUUGCAUGCCAUCUUGGACAAUGUCUCCCAUCCACUACAUAAUGUACUGGUUGGGCACAGGAGUACAUUCAGCCAGAGACUCAUUCCACCGAGAUGCAGCACAGAGCGUCAUAGGAAGUCAUUCCUGCCUGUGGCCAUCAAACUUUACAACUUCUCCCUUGGAGGAUCAGAUACCCUGAGCCAAUAGGCUGGUCCUGGAUUUAUUUCCUGGCAUAAUUCACAUAUUACUAUUUAAUUAUUUAUGGUUUUAUUACUAUUUAAUUAUUUUCGGUGCAACUGUAAUGAAAACCAAUUUCCCCCAGGAUCAAUAAAGUAUGAUUAUGACUACUAUGACUAUGAAUUGCAGA
Molecule: messenger RNA, 1470 nt
Organism: Mobula hypostoma (lesser devil ray)
Lineage: Eukaryota; Metazoa; Chordata; Chondrichthyes; Myliobatiformes; Myliobatidae
Product: NPC intracellular cholesterol transporter 2-like
Exons: 4
Coding region: 284-736 (150 amino acids)
Biological process (GO): intracellular cholesterol transport; cholesterol efflux
Molecular function (GO): cholesterol binding
Source: RefSeq, a predicted model, not a curated record